Messenger RNA from Dunckerocampus dactyliophorus (ringed pipefish), 3121 nucleotides. RefSeq names its product regulator of G-protein signaling 9-binding protein. Gene Ontology annotation, biological process: G protein-coupled receptor signaling pathway; detection of light stimulus involved in visual perception. Lineage: Eukaryota; Metazoa; Chordata; Actinopteri; Syngnathiformes; Syngnathidae. The transcript has a single exon. The record is from RefSeq and is a predicted model, not a curated record. Gene Ontology annotation, cellular component: neuron projection; photoreceptor outer segment. The coding region runs from base 451 to 1191 and encodes 246 amino acids.
ACAUGAGCAGAGAAGGCGCUUUAAGAGCAUUUAAACAUCAUCCACUGGACUAGAGAAGUGGACAUAGGCAACACGAAAGAGGCGAAUGGAACUCCAUGUCGAGGGGGGAGGCCCUUUUUCUCUUUCUAACAUCGAAUGCUCCUCAUCUUUUCAGUGCAUUAUUUAGAAUAUAGGGACUUCUUUUAGUAAUUUUAUUGCUUCUCCACCUGUAGCUGUGUGUGGAUAUUCCUUUGCAAAAACACACUGUUGGAUUAUUGCGCAUCCGUGCGUAAAAGGAGAGGGGAAAGGCUAAAUCCGCUCGAGGCUGCUGGCAGAGCAGCAUGGAUAGAAAGGAAUUUGCACUCACAUAGGAGACAAGUGGUCCGUCCAGGGAGCUCGCCAUUUCUCUCUCGUUUGUCAUAUUCCUGUGGAGGAAGAAGAGGAAGAGGAGGAGAGCGUCAGUGAGCAGCCAUGGGCAAAGAGGAGUGUAAAACUAUGCUGGACGCUCUGAAUAAAGUGACGGCCUGCUACAGACACCUGGUCAUCGCCCUGGGCAGCACCUCGGACUCGCAGAACUUGCGGGAAGAGCUGAAGAGGACCCGUAAGAAGGCGCAGGAGCUGGCCGUGGCCAACCGGACUAAACUCACCUCCCUGCUCAAAGACAAGAGCAUCAGCAAGGAGGACCGCGCCGAGUACGAGCGUCUAUGGGUGCUCUUCUCCAGCAGCAUGGACCUGCUGGAGGUGGACAUGAAGCGGUCCCUGGAGAUAGGCCAGGACUUCCCGCUCAAGGUACCUACCAGGCAUUUCAUCCAGACGGGCAUGACGGGCAGCACCAGCACAGUGGCCGCUCGCGCCAUGAGCGUGCAGAACAUGAAGUACGAGGCCGACAGCAACAUCGACACGGCCGACCUGCGGGACCUGCAGGCCGAGAUCUGCCAGGUGAGCCAGAUGAUGGAGGAGAUGGAGAUGAAGGUGCAGGUGGCGCCGUGGGCCGUGGAAGCCAAGCAGGAGGCGGGCGCCGAGCUCAAGUCCAACAUGAGCGUAGGAAAUUCCUCCGUGGGCGUCAUCUCCAUCUGCGAGGAGGAACCCAAGGAUGAGGAGGGGGGAGGCAGCGGGGACGCCGGCUUUGCGUCCAUCUGCGCCGUGGUGGUCUUCUUUGUCAUCGUCACUGUCGCUGUGGUUCUAGGCUAUCUGGUCAUCAACAUGUCCUGAACGACAGUAGGCCUACCCCCAAAAGCUCCUUUUGUAUGACAAAAAAGUGGUGGGUAGGUUACAAUAUCAGUACACUACGUGAUGUGCUCUCUUUACAUUUAUAUUUCUCUUGCAAAAGUGCACAAACGACAAGAAAACAGUACUGCCGUCUAUUACGGCCACACUGAAAAGAAAACAAGUAGUACAUGCACGACAGAAAUCCAGUAUUAUAAGAAAACACGGCAACGUUACGAGAAUAAAUUUGCACUAUCAUCAGCAAAAGUUGUAUCAUGGGGCACUUUUGAGCGGCAGCAGAGACACGGCGUUGCGAGUAUAAAGUCAUAUCGUUACGAGAAAAAAAAAUCGUAAUGGUACAAAUAACAUGGUAUUAUUACGUGAAGAUGCCAAAAUGUUACAAGAAUGAUGUUAGUAGGUCUAAAAAUUCUAAAGAGGAGGAAAAAAAAGUCUAUAUCACUAUCAAAAAAGUGUAGUUUUACGAGAAUAAAGUGAUAUUUUCGCAACAGAAAAGUUGCAAAAUGAUGCAAGUCACUGUGCUACGAGACUAACGUCUUACCGUUAUCAUUACAAUGAGAAAACAGUGUCAUUUAUGAGAAUAAAGUCGUAUUGUUAGGAUAAUUUUUUUGAAGAGACUGGGACAUAAAAGUCAAAACACUACGAGACUCAUGUAGUAAUGUUACGAGAGUUACAAGAUGUUACAAGAAUAAAGUUUUAUUGCUAUUAGUUGAAAUUCUUUCUCAGGUUGUGCCAAAACUACUAUUUUGUAGUUUCUUCGAAAUUUAUACGAAAUUCGUACUAACAAUAUCCUCAACACUUCCAUUCUUAAAGCACCUUCGUGCUAAUAAUAUUGACUUUAUUCUUGUAAAAUGACAACAUUUUAAGUUAAGAUGUUGCACUUGCAAAAUUGCAAACUUUUCCCUUGGAGAAUGUGAACUCCCCCGCAUAAUAUUACAAUGUAAUUCUCAUCAGGUUUUUUUUUACAUUCUCAACUUAAUUGUUGUCAUAAAUUGACUUUGUUUUCGCAAUAUUUUGUUUUCCUUCCAGUGUGGCCAUAACACUCUUUUGACAUAAUGUCAUUCAAAUGUUCGUUUUCCUGGUUAUGGCCAGUUAUGGCUAGUGAAUAAAAUUGGCACAUGCCAGCCACACUUACUAAGGAAACUACUACAAAAUCAUCACCAUAAAGAUGAUGAGAUAUGUUUUAUUUUACUUUAUUUUGCACUUGAAUCAUUACUAAGAGAAAUCUGCUGUCACAAAAAACUGGAGAUGAGGAGUAAGAAUUAUGAUUUGUGAAAAUAUUUGCACUAGAUUUAGAAGUACUGGUGGAGAUAAUGGACAUCAGGUACAUUGUGAGGUAAAGCAGGCCUGCUUCUCGGGUCUAGGAGUUUGUUUAUUUUUGUAAACGGGGGCAGAGAGCAAAGAAAAAAAACUACAAGGCGGUGUGUGGCCAUCAGGAUUUAUGCAAACAACACGUAAUCCAAGUGGAUUAGCAGGAGAGCUCAUGCAGAAACAUAGCCUACUGUUACUGUAAGUUCUCCCGUUGAUGCUCCUCAUGCUAAAAGAUUCUUUACAUGAACAAAGCAAAUGCAGCCAUCUGAUCAAGUUCUACGGGAAACAAUGGCACAAGCUAGCUCUGGGGUUGCUGAAUCUGCACUAUUCCGCACUCUCGCGAUAACACAUAUAAUCCACAAUAAAGCCAGAUUGUUGUAGAUUCCAGUGCAUCAAAUCACAAUGUGCUUCAGGAGGGACCUGGAAGAGUUGAUCAGUAAGUUACCAGUUCACUGUAUGCUUUGCUCAUAUAUCAGGGUUUUCUUGUAAACACUGUUGAAUGUAUACAUUGCAAAAUGUAUUGUACAAACUGUCUUCUGUGUCAGAUAAUGUACAUACAAUCAAGUAUAUUUAUUAUAAUAAAACAUUGAAAUGCACAAAGAGCUGU